CUAUGCCUGGGCUGGCGAACGCGGUUAUAGCAAUUUUUUGGUUUUCAGAAUUAAAUAAAUAUAUAAAUGGCUGGUAAAAGGCAGGCUACAUCAGAUCUCAAUCAUCAAAACUGGGAUUUGGAGGAGGAGCCAGAAGAGCGUGGGACUUUUAAAACGGCAUCGGAGGAAGAGAUGAAAACGCGUGUUAUAAAAAAGGCCCGCCGCCCGCAAAUGAAUCGUCCUGAUUCUGAUGUUGAUGGCGUGGCCUCAGGGGACGCUCCUGGUCGAACCGAAAGUAAAAGUGUAUUUAGUGGUUUCUCUGGUUUUACAAAGCCGGCUGUAAAAACAGACUCUGCGUCUCCAUUUGCUUUUCUAAGCAAAUUGCCGGCGACGACUACUACUGAAUCAGUGAAACCGCUUUUCUCUUUAAUGGCUAGCUCGAACACCACAAGUCAAGACGAUAAGCCCAAGUCAGGAGCUCCAAUGUUUUCGUUUGGAGUGCAAAAAACAGAAUCAACAAGUACUGUAGGUACCGGCAUUCCCGCUUCAAUAUUUGGUAAUACAUCAUCAGCCAAGAAGGAAACUGAAACAGCAAAGGCAAUGGAAAUCCAGCCUCCAAAGGCAUCGGCUGCUGUGUUUCAGACAUCUUCCCAAGGUGAAAAGUCUUCAAUUGAGAAGCCAGGGAGUCACUCGGAGUAUUAUGAAAUGGUUGCGGACUUAAACUUCGCUGUUAUGCAAUUCCUAAAAGAAAAUAUGGACAAAUCUCCACAUUGUAUCCUUACACCCGUAUUCGACGACUACAAAAAGCAUUUAAAAGCGUUGCAAGAACGCAAUGGUGUUGAUAAUGAAGUGAAGGAGAUUGCGGCUACACCAGCAGCUCCCUCAAUUUCGUUUGGCAAGUCGUUGACUUCGGCUACCACAUCCGCCAACAUCUCACUUGCAACGACAUCCCCCAGCAAGAUGCCAAGCUGCACUGUUACAAGUGGCAGUGCCACAUCUACGACAAGCGCGAUGUUCUCGUUUUUAAAUACUCAAGCAGUAGCAAGCAGCACAUCUGCUUCGCCAUCAAGCACUGUUGGUAAAACAUCAACUACUUCAUCGAACAUCUUUAGCUUUGGUGCCAAGUCAUCGGCUGGCUCUGAACAGAAAACUGAAGAUUCGCCCAAACCUGGAUUUUUCAGUUUCGGCGCCUCAAAAGAUUCAACUACUAAGCCUGCUGCAUCACCUCCCAAAACGAAUGGUUUCAGCUUUGGCUUAAAAAGCGAUAAGCCAAGCACAUCGACCAUCUCGUUUUCCAAGGUUUCAAACGACGAUAAGCCAAGUACAUCGACAUUCUCGUUCUCAAAGGCUUCAAAUGAGGUGGAAAAGCCAUCAACAAGUGGCUUCUCAUUCACACCCGGUGCCACGUCUUUUUCUUUUGGCAUAAAACCGGCGCAAUCGACCACAGAUCAGCAGGCUGGGACGACUAACACAAAUGGCGGUGCUGAUGAUGAGGAUGAAACCCCACCGAAAGUGGAAUUUAAACAGGUGACGGAAGACGAUGCCACCUAUUCGAAGCGCUGCAAAGUGUUUGUCAAAAAGGACAACGAUUUUGUUGAUAGAGGUGUGGGAACUUUGUACUUAAAGCCCGUGAAGGAUUCGGUCAAGACACAGAUGCUUGUACGUGCCGACACAAAUCUAGGCAAUAUUCUGGUCAAUCUUAUACUGACGGAAGGUUUGCCCUGUCAGCGUAUGGGCAAGAACAAUGUUAUGAUGGUGUGUGUCCCGACCGCUGAUGAUUCAAAACCAACACCCCUAUUACUGCGUGUCAAAUCCGGCGAUGAAGCUGACGAACUGUUGGAGCAGAUAAAGAAGCACAUUAAAUGAAGGAAUAUUUGCCAUUUGCAAAAAAUAUACAUGUACACAUAUGUUAGUUGUAUUUGAUUUGAUCGUACGAAAAUACAAACAAUGAGGAUUACAUUAUUCUAGAGCCGGAACCACAUAUUUUGGCUCUUCAAGUUCA
This is a messenger RNA of Scaptodrosophila lebanonensis, 1981 nucleotides long. RefSeq names its product nuclear pore complex protein Nup50 (gene Nup50). The record is from RefSeq and is a predicted model, not a curated record. Bases 67 to 1845 code for a protein of 592 amino acids. Lineage: Eukaryota; Metazoa; Arthropoda; Insecta; Diptera; Drosophilidae. Gene Ontology annotation, biological process: protein import into nucleus. Gene Ontology annotation, cellular component: nuclear pore. The transcript is spliced from 3 exons.